Schizophyllum commune H4-8 is the source of this 1277-nucleotide messenger RNA. RefSeq lists its product as uncharacterized. The transcript has 10 exons. NCBI's taxonomy places the organism in Eukaryota, Fungi, Basidiomycota, Agaricomycetes, Agaricales, Schizophyllaceae. The record is from RefSeq and is a predicted model, not a curated record. The coding region runs from base 153 to 1085 and encodes 310 amino acids.
UGACAGGAUCUUGACGUCGAGUUCAGUCCUGGGAACUUGACAAGUUCAACCUGAACGCUUUUGUUCUCUGCGCUCAUCGUGGUUUAUUCACAACAUCACGAGGCCCGCGUGCCACUAUCGCCAGGUUGCCGCCUCGUGUCCGGACAUCGAGCAUGUCAACACUCGCGUUCUCCGCCCGCGCCCUGGCGCGCAGAAACACCAUCUCCCACGACCGCGCUCCCCCUCAGGAAUCCUCAGACCCAAGCACCGUGUUGUACACCGAGGCGCGCGAUUUGCACCAGAAGCUAUUCUUGGACUCCCUCUUCAGCGCGUCGUACACGCGCAAGCUCGCCGAGUGCCGCUGGCGGGACUCAGCAUCGGAGACAGCGACGCAGACCUCGCAGGCGGGCUCGGACGACGAGAGCGAGGCGUCGAGACCGCGGAGGACGCGGCGGAGACGGGCGCGGACCGGCGACGGGGGGCCCGCUUCUUCUCGUACGACGACGACAAGCCCUACACCCAAGACGACAGCAGCUUCACCAGCCAUGGCUCGCCAUACGUGGAUCUCGCUCUGGUUCCUCAUCACCGCGCCGAUCGUCCUAUGGGACUCAGGAUACCUAUUCCUCCGACCGCGCUCUAUGCUUGGCGGUGACCUACAUUGGAUCUGGAGCCCGUACGAAAUAUACCAAGAGAUCGACUGGGUUUACGGAGUCAGAGCCCUUGAAGAUGGCGAUGGCUUCCCCAACGCCCAAGCCUUCCUCAACGUCAUCGAAACCGUCCUCAACCUCAUGUAUCUCUACCUCGCACACAUCUCCGACUCUCCCAAGGCCCCCCUCAUCGGCUUUGCCGCUGCCGCCAUGACGUUGUGGAAGACCGUGCUGUACGGGCUCCAGGAGUUCUUCUGCUCUGGCGCGGGGUGCAUGACGGCGCAUAAUAAGUGGCUGGAUAUGGUGGUGUUCUAUUAUUUACCGAAUGGAUUCUGGCUCGUCUUCCCGAGCGUCAUCGUAUAUACCCUGGGCAAGGACAUAGCCCACUCGUUGUGGGCAGCGUCCCGCUUGAGCGAUGGCGGGCGCGCGGGUGGGAGGAAGGGAGCGAAGGUCGAAUGAAGGAAGUGAGGUCUCUUGUGGUCGCGUCCUAUGGCGCGCGAUAUGUCGUGCUAUAGGCGCGAGGCGGAGGAUAUGAACUCGCGAAGGCAAAAUCUCAUGCGAAAAGUGAACGCUAUCGGUAUAUGUGGAAUGCAUGCUCGCUGUAACUGUUAUGUUUUGUACGCUCGUGCUAUGUACUUGCUUUGGAUUGGA